Molecule: messenger RNA, 4442 nt
Organism: Myotis daubentonii (Daubenton's bat)
Lineage: Eukaryota; Metazoa; Chordata; Mammalia; Chiroptera; Vespertilionidae
Gene: CDH23
Product: cadherin-23-like
Exons: 31
Coding region: 219-4442 (1407 amino acids)
Biological process (GO): homophilic cell-cell adhesion; cell migration; multicellular organism development
Cellular component (GO): plasma membrane; catenin complex
Molecular function (GO): calcium ion binding; cadherin binding; beta-catenin binding
Source: RefSeq, a predicted model, not a curated record
CGCCCCGCGUGCCUGAAGUUGCAGCCAGCGAGCGGCCAGUGACGAGCGGACGGCCCGAGGGGACCCCGGAGCGGCCGGCGCGCCGCUGAUGAGCCUUCGCGCCGGCAGCGAGACGCGGCGGUGCCCAGCACCCGAGCAGGCGGCCCGUGGGGGCCGAUCCGGCGGAGAGCGGACCCCGAGGCGAGGCGCGGCGCCCCUCCACACACGCUCACGGAGCCAUGAGGUGCCACGUUGCCACCAGCUGCCACGUGGUGUGGCUGUUUGUGCUGAUCUCUGGAUGCUGGGGCCAGGUGAACCGGCUGCCCUUCUUUAUCAACCACUUCUUCGACACCUACCUGCUGAUCAGCGAGGACACGCCUGUGGGUUCCUCUGUGACCCAGUUGCUGGCCCGAGACAUGGACAAUGACCCGCUGGUGUUUGGCGUGUCUGGUGAGGAGGCCUCCCGCUUCUUUGCUGUGGAGCCUGACACAGGAGUGGUGUGGCUCCGGCAGCCACUGGACAGAGAGACCAAAUCGGAGUUCACAGUGGAGUUCUCCGUCAGUGACCACCAGGGGGUGAUCACGCGGAAGGUGAACAUCCAGGUCGGGGACGUGAAUGACAACGCGCCCACAUUUCACAAUCAGCCCUACAGUGUCCGCAUCCCUGAGGACACACCGGUGGGGACGCCCAUCUUCAUCGUGAACGCCACCGACCCCGACCUGGGUGCCGGCGGCAGCGUCCUCUACUCCUUCCAGCCCCCCUCCCCGUUCUUCGCCAUCGACAGUGCCCGCGGCAUCGUCACGGUGAUCCAGGAGCUGGACUACGAGACGACGCAGGCCUACCAGCUCACCGUCAACGCCACGGAUCAAGACAAGACCAGGCCUCUGUCCACCCUGGCCAACCUGGCCAUCAUCAUCACAGAUGUCCAGGACAUGGACCCCAUCUUCAUCAACCUGCCCUACAGCACCAACAUCUAUGAGCACUCUCCUCCGGGCACCACUGUGCGCGUUAUCACCGCCAUCGACCAGGACAAAGGACGCCCCCGGGGGAUUGGCUACACCAUCGUCUCAGGGAAUACCAACAGCAUCUUUGCCCUGGACUACAUCAGUGGGGCGCUGACCCUGAAUGGUCUGCUGGACCGGGAGAACCCCCUGUACAGCCACGGCUUCAUCCUGACGGUGAAGGGCACAGAGCUGAAUGAUGACCGCACCCCCUCCGACGCCACCGUCACCACGACCUUCAACAUCCUGGUUAUCGAUAUCAAUGACAAUGCCCCAGAGUUCAACAGCUCUGAGUACAGCGUGGCCAUCACUGAGCUGGCGCAGGUCGGCUUUGCCCUCCCCCUCUUCAUCCAGGUGGUGGACAGGGAUGAGGGCCUGAACAGCAUGUUCGAGGUGUACCUGGUGGGGAACAACUCGCACCACUUCAUCAUCUCCCCCACCUCCGUCCAAGGGAAGGCGGACAUUCGCAUCCGGGUGGCCAUCCCCCUGGACUACGAGACCGUGGAGCGCUACGACUUCGACCUCUUUGCCAAUGAGAGUGUGCCCGACCACGUGGGCUAUGCCAAGGUGAAGAUCGCCCUCAUCAACGAGAAUGACAACCGGCCCAUCUUCAGCCAGCCGCUGUACAACGUCAGCCUGUACGAGAACGCCACCGUGGGGACCUCUGUGCUGACAGUGCUGGCAACGGACAAUGACGUGGGCACCUUCGGGGAAGUCAGCUACUUCUUCAGCGACGACCCGGACCGGUUCUCUCUGGACAAGGACACGGGACUUAUCAUGCUGAUCGCCAAGCUGGACUAUGAGCUCAUCCAGCGCUUCACCUUGACCGUCAUCGCCCGGGAUGGGGGCGGGGAGGAGACCACGGGCCGGGUCCGGAUCAACGUGUUGGACGUCAACGACAAUGUGCCCACCUUCCAGAAGGAUGCCUACGUGGGCGCCCUGCGAGAGAAUGAGCCUUCCGUCACACAGCUGGUGCGGCUCCGGGCAACAGAUGAAGACUCCCCUCCCAACAACCAGAUUACCUACAGCAUCGUCACCGCCUCCGCCUUUGGCAGCUACUUCGACAUCAGCGUGUAUGAAGGCUAUGCAGUGAUCAGUGUGAGCCGCCCCCUGGAUUACGAGCAGAUACCCAACGGACUGAUUUAUCUGACGGUCAUGGCCAAGGACGCUGGCAACCCCCCUCUGAACAGCACUGUCCCUGUCACCAUCGAGGUGUUUGAUGAAAAUGACAACCCUCCCACCUUCAGCAAGCCUGCGUAUUUCGUCUCUGUGGUGGAGAGCAUCAUGGCAGGAGCCACGGUGCUGAUCCUGAAUGCCACGGACCUGGACCGCUCCCGGGAGUACGGCCAGGAGUCCAUCAUCUACUCCUUGGAGGGCUCCUCCCAGUUCCGGAUCGGCGCCCGCUCAGGUGAACUCACCACCACCUCCCUGCUGGACCGUGAGGCCAAGUCUGAAUACAUCCUCAUCGUACGAGCAGUGGAUGGGGGCGUGGGCCACAACCAGAAAACUGGCAUCGCCACCGUCAACAUCACCCUCCUGGACAUCAACGACAACCACCCCACCUGGAAGGACGCUCCCUACUACAUCAACCUGGUGGAGAUGACCCCUCCAGACUCUGAUGUGACCACGGUGGUGGCCGUGGACCCGGACCUGGGGGAGAACGGCACCCUGGUGUAUAGCAUCCAGCCGCCUAACAAGUUCUACAGCAUCAACAGCAGCACGGGCAAGAUCCGCACCACCCACGUCAUGCUGGACCGGGAGAACCCUGACCCCCACGAAGCAGAGCUCAUGCGCAAGAUCAUCAUCUCCGUCACAGACUGUGGCAGGCCCCCUCUGAGAGCUACGAGCAGUGCCACGGUGUUUGUGAACCUCUUGGACCUCAAUGACAACGACCCCAUCUUUCAAAACCUGCCUUUUGUGGCUGAGGUACUUGAAGGCACCCCUGCGGGGGUCUCCGUCUACCAGGUGGUGGCCAUCGACCUGGACGAGGGCCUGAACGGGCUGGUGUCCUACCGCAUGCAGGUGGGCAUGCCCCGCAUGGACUUCCUCAUCAACAGCAGCAGCGGCGUGGUGGUCACCACCACCGAGCUGGACCGCGAGCGCAUCGCCCAGUACCAGCUGCGGGUGGUGGCUACCGACGCGGGCACGCCCACCAAGAGCUCCACCAGCACGCUCACCAUCCGAGUGCUGGACGUGAACGACGAGACGCCCACCUUCUUCCCGGCCGUGUACAACGUCUCCGUGUCCGAGGACGUGCCGCGGGAUUUCCGUGUGGUCUGGCUGAACUGCACCGACAACGACGUGGGCCUCAACGCGGAGCUCAGCUACUUCAUCACAGGUGGAAACGUGGAUGGGAAGUUCAGCGUUGGCUACCGCGAUGCCGUGGUGAGAACAGUGGUGAACCUGGACCGGGAGACCACGGCCGCGUACACACUCGUCCUGGAGGCCAUUGACAACGGCCCCGUGGGCAAGCGGCGCACCGGCACCGCCACCGUGUUCGUCACCGUCCUGGACGUGAAUGACAACCGGCCCAUCUUCCUGCAGAGCAGCUACGAGGCCAGUGUCCCCGAGGACAUCCCUGAGGGCCACAGCAUCGUGCAGCUACAGGCCACAGACGCCGACGAGGGCGAGUUUGGGCGUGUGUGGUACCGCAUCCUCCAAGGUAACCAUGGCAACCACUUCCGUAUCCACAUCAGUGACGGGCUCCUGGUGCGAGGGCCCCAGCCCCUGGACCGGGAGCAAGACUCAUCCCACGUGCUGAUAGUGGAGGCCUAUAACCACGACCUGGGCCCCAUGCGGAGCUCCGUCAGGGUGAUCGUGUAUGUGGAGGACGUCAACGAUGAGGCCCCGGUGUUCACGCAGCAACAGUACAGCCGCCUGGCACUUCGAGAGACUGCAGGCAUUGGCACGUCUGUCAUCGUCGUCAAAGCCACAGACCGAGACACUGGGGACGGUGGCCUGAUAAACUACCGCAUCCUGUCGGGUGCAGAAGGGAAAUUCGAGAUUGACGAGAGCACGGGGCUUAUCAUCACUGUGGAUUACCUGGACUACGAGACCAAGACCAGCUACCUGAUGAACGUGUCCGCCACCGACCAGGCGCCCCCCUUCAACCAGGGCUUCUGCAGCGUCUAUAUCACGCUGCUCAACGAGCUGGAUGAGGACGUGCAGUUCUCCAACGCCUCCUAUGAGGCUGCCAUCAUGGAGAACCUGGCCCUGGGCACCGAGAUUGUGCGGGUCCAGGCCUACUCCAUCGACAACAUCAACCUGAUCACCUAUCGCUUUGACGCCUACACCAGCGCGCAGGCCAAAGCCCUCUUCAAGAUAGACACCUACACGGUGAGGGAGGCUGGGUCAGCAAGUGCUCUCCGAGGAGCGGGAGCUCAGCCCUUUUACAGCCAGCCAGCAUUUAUUCAGCUCCUCUGUAUGCAGGGCACGCUGCUCUUCGUCAUAAAGUAUCGAUAA